AUGAAAGUUGAUGAAGUUCUCAUCAACAACGCCCAAAAAACGAUCGAUCGAUUGAUCAGGCAGUUGACAGAGAUUGACAACGAAAAGUGAGUUAUUUUCAACGUUUUUGACGAGAAACCUGGAAUUACAGAGACUCACUCAGCGAGAAAGAGUACAAGGAAUUGAGAGAAGACACUGUCAAUCAGCUUGAAGUAAUCCAUUUCUAUAAAACGCAUCUACCGGAGUUCUGCUUCAGGAAUUCGGAAAAAUAGUGGAACGCCUUCAAGGCGGGGACGUUUCUCUAAUUGAUAACCUGACGGCAACAAAAAUCGCUAUCCGAGCAGCCAUCAGCAAGGCGUUCAAGACUCCAGAAGUGAUGGCUCUUUUUGCAGGAAAAAAGACCGGCUUGCUCAGGGAAAAGCUCAUGAUGGUGAGAAAAGGAUAAUGAAAAUCAAGCUGACAAUGAAUAGUUUCAGACGGAAAACAACUAUCGUGCACAGAAGAUCUCAAAGCAAGAGUAUCUGGAAAGGAAGUUCGAGAUUCUGAUGGCCCUGCGUCGGCUUGAGGAACCUCUGACUGAAGAGGAGAAGAAGUUCCUGAGCGAGCGACUGGAGACCCCUGAAUUCCAGUUGAUUGAGGCAAAUGCCAAUCGGGUUUUCGGCGGAAACCUUUGAGAAAUCCAAAAAUUGUUGUUCUGUAAAUACAUAAACUACUGUUAUUUGCUCUUUUGCUCCCUCCGUCAAUUCAAUUUUUCCGACAAUGGCUGCUUUUCCCAUCUUAUCUUUAAACCACAAUCAUCUGUUUUCAGUCUUUCAUUUUCCGUCUAACUUUUUCUCUAUUGUUUUUAUCAUUUUCACUUCUUUUUUGAAUUUCACAGUUAGGAAUAUCGGAAAAUGACUGAGAAAAAGAAGCGAUUAGAUGACGAGAGUACGAGGAUAUCUCCGCCGUGGGAAGCGUGGUUACACCUCGAGCGCGACCGCGCUUUCUAUUUUAACCGGGAAACGAAGGAAACCACGUGGACUCAUCCGAAGGGUCUGAAAGACGUUCCGAAGGAUAAAUUCUAUAAAAAAGAAAAGAAAAAACAGAAAAAAGGUGACGAAAGUCCGAUCAAAAAAAGAAUCUGAAGGCUUGUGCCGAAGUGCCAAGACAAGAAAAAAGAUCGCUGAAGAGAAGGGCGAGAGAAGAAGCGACGGACGCGGAUGAUAAAAUGGUAAGCGUGGAAUCAGAACAUUCCGGAAAUGUUCAGCAUUUUCUAGGAAGUUGAUGAUGCUCUCCCGCCAAAACGAAAAGCAGCAUGGGGUACGGAGAAUGAGAACGAAGACGACGAAACGGUCGCCAAGAGAAUAAGAAUCGCCGACUUUCCUGUCAUCCCGAUACUUCCCCGAGUGAACGCACUAGUCCCAGAUGCUCCAGCAAUUCAAGUACGUUCUGCUCUUCAUCUUAAUCAAUACAAAGCCAAAAUCUUCCAGACUGUUCAGAAAGCGCAUCCAAAAGUGUCAUGGGCUUCCGAGACGCAUUCGUUUAACCUGGUUCCCUACAAAGGCUGCGUCGUCUUUGACACCAAUUCUCUCAUCUCCGAGCCAUGCAUUAUCGAUGACGCUAUUCAGAGUAUCUAAAAAGAUCUUCAGCUUUUCCCAAACAGUUUUUUUUGCAGAUCAAGUACUCGUAGUGAUUCCGUGCACUGUGCUCAGUGAGCUCGACGGGCUUAAAAAAAACGCAGAACUGCAAGAAUCGAUAAGCAGUGUGUCGAGAAGAAUUCGAGCGUUGGCCGAAGAGAAAAACUGUUAUUUGCACAUGGAGACGAGAUCAGAGUUGUACAUGAAAUUACCGGGUUGCAACGUCAAUAUGGCUGAUAAUGACCACCAAAUUAUUAAAUGUGCACUCCGAAUUAAGGCCGAACGUAAAAUUUUUGCAUACUUUCAACUUUUAACUUGUAUUUUUUCAGUUCUUUCGCUUAAACCCUGGCUAAACAUCAACGAAGAGUCGAUUUUCUUUGUCAGCAAUGAUAAUAAUUGCGCCUCCAUAGCUAAUGGCCUUGGCGUCAAGACGAGCAGCACUGAAAAGUUUUUGAAUAUAAUAAAAGGAGUGGAAGAGAAGAAGAUCAGCACUCCGAUUCCUCGUCGAGUGUCCCCUGAAAGAGAAGCUCAUCGGAGGGAUGUUCGGGAAGAGAAGCGCCACGAUCGGCAGAGUGAGAGACGGAGUGAACCGCGCAGUGAACCACAUAAAGAACGACAAUACGAUUCACGGGACCGACCGAGCAGUUCAUACUGUAGAAGAUCGGAAGCGACGACGACGUCCACAAGGAGUUACUCGAACGAGUACGCAAAAGAAUACGGAAACGAUUACGACGCCAGAAAGAGAUGUAUAGUUCAGCAAACGCGAAAAGACAGAGAAAUGCACGAUUGGAUCAGAAAAUCGCUUAAGAAUAGUGCUGCGAGAGAGAAGAAAUUUGAGAAAAACGAGAAGAUGGAGUAG
Caenorhabditis sp. 36 PRJEB53466 is the source of this 2454-nucleotide messenger RNA. NCBI's taxonomy places the organism in Eukaryota, Metazoa, Nematoda, Chromadorea, Rhabditida, Rhabditidae. The record is from the annotation of a GenBank genome assembly.